Molecule: messenger RNA, 543 nt
Organism: Malassezia vespertilionis
Lineage: Eukaryota; Fungi; Basidiomycota; Malasseziomycetes; Malasseziales; Malasseziaceae
Exons: 3
Coding region: 1-543 (180 amino acids)
Biological process (GO): regulation of transcription by RNA polymerase II
Cellular component (GO): mediator complex
Molecular function (GO): transcription coregulator activity
Source: RefSeq, a predicted model, not a curated record
AUGGCGUCGCAGCAAGAGCCGCGUGUGAUACCGACAUCCGCAUCGCCAUCGCCGCCACCGACGGGAGAGCCUGCGGAAGUGUUUACUGAUGUGCAUAAAGCGCGUGCACAUUUGCCUGUGGACGAAAUUGUGCGUAUAGACCUAGCGACGCGGACGAAGGCGGCAGUGGAUGCACUCUACGAUCUCUCGGCGCGUGCCGCAGACGUACGGCCGAGUGGAGGAGCGCAUAUUGGAGAGAGCAUCAAUACGAUUGUAAAACGCCUAGCAGAUAUUGAUGCUAUGCGGGGACAUAUUCAUACACUGGUGCCAAAAGACGCAGUCGAUCUUGUCGAUAUUGGGCGCAAUCCAGACAGUCAUAUGCGCUCGUUCAUAAGCAGGCUUGUGAGCGAGAACCAGUACUCGCGUGGGCAGCAUACAUCCAUCUUGGCAUUCCGCAAUGCGCUCGGCGACGCACUUUCCGACGCGUUUCCUGCGCUUGCGCCAAGCAUUGCAGAAGAGAUGCAAGAGACAGAGGAGGGUACAAGCACAACGCCCCAAGUAUAA